Penicillium taxi is the source of this 948-nucleotide messenger RNA. RefSeq lists its product as uncharacterized. The transcript has 3 exons. NCBI's taxonomy places the organism in Eukaryota, Fungi, Ascomycota, Eurotiomycetes, Eurotiales, Aspergillaceae. The record is from RefSeq and is a predicted model, not a curated record. The annotation marks the transcript as partial.
ACUGCUCUCUCUGGUGCUAAAGAGGGACCGAUUCGAGCCUUUGUUUAUAACAAAUCUAUUGUUCUAUCCACCAUCAUCAUCAUGGACCCUCUAUCUGUCACAGCUGCUAUCCUGGCCUUCCUUGAAACAUCAAUUGGUAUCAUCAGUCGACUCAGGGAUGCUUACUCACGCCAACAGACUCAACUGAGCUUGUUGGAAGGGCACCAUGAAGAGCUGCAGGGUACUCAAAAUGUCAUACAGGUUGUUCAUAAUGAACAGUGCCUCCAUACGGCAGCUAUGUCAUCUGAGCUAGCAAAAAUGAAAGAUCUGUCGCAGAAUCUUCUCACGUUUCUGAAGCUACUAGAUCCGCAGGAGAAGUCUGUUCCACGACAGAUCGCUCAUCAGCUAACCAGCGGAUCACGAGACGAGAAGAAGCUCAAAAGCAUUUCUGAAAGCAUGACUGCCGUGAAGGCAAAUAUCUUUAUAUAUAUUCAGGUUGCUGCUGUCGGAAUAACACGUGAUGGCCAAAGCAACAUUAUAGCCAACACAGCAAAGAUCAUGCAGCUUGAUCAGACUAUACGAGAGUCACUUGGUGACGGACAAGGAUUGAAAAUUGCUAGUUUGAUAAAGGAUCAACCUCGACGAGAAGAUGGUACAGUUGUUCUGGACCCAGACGACCUACGUAAGAUGGGCGUUUCAAGUCCCAAUGGUGGGACUUCUCGAAUCAUUGUUGGCAAUUUAACGCGCUUACAAGCGCUCCAGAUCAACGGGCCAAUCGGUGAAGAUGAGUGGAAGGCCGUCAGCCACCUUGAGAUCAGAGGUAAUGAGGCUGGUGCAGCAAGCUCACAGGUGAACUAUCCUGUCUCUGGUACGGUCUUCGCCUCUCUUCUGUUUAACCAUUUCAUCAAAUACAUCUUGCUAUUCGUUUUGAUUUAUCUUCCUUUCAAUUAUUUUUUCACAAAGAACUGA